Messenger RNA from Pezoporus flaviventris, 4797 nucleotides. It is a transcript of the gene ELOA, whose product is annotated as elongin A. The record is from RefSeq and is a predicted model, not a curated record. Lineage: Eukaryota; Metazoa; Chordata; Aves; Psittaciformes; Psittacidae. Gene Ontology annotation, molecular function: protein binding. Gene Ontology annotation, cellular component: elongin complex; nucleus. Bases 95 to 2431 code for a protein of 778 amino acids. The transcript has 11 exons. Gene Ontology annotation, biological process: transcription elongation by RNA polymerase II.
CCCUUAGCCAAGAUGGCGGCAACGGCGGGCAGAUGCUGUGCGGGCAACGGGCGGUGAAGCCGCUUCCGCCGCCGCGGCCUCGCCAGCAAUAAAAAUGGCGGCGUCGGUGCUGGAAGUUGUGGGCAAGCUGCAGUCGCGGCUGGCGGGCAGCUCCGAGCCCAAGAAGCUGCUGAAAAGUCUGAAGAGGCUGUCUGAGCUGCCCAUCACGGUUGACAUUCUUGUGGAGACAGGUGUUGGGAAGACCGUGAACAGCUUACGGAAACAUGAGUUGGUGGGAGACUUUGCCAAGAACCUUGUAGCCAGGUGGAAGAAGCUGGUGCCGGUGUCCCAGGAGGCAGACAGAAAUAACGUAGAUUCUGAAGACCGUGACUAUGAGAGGAGCAGUUCAAGCAAAAGACAUCAGGAGCCCUCCCUCAGAGAGGAUGAGGAACCUGACCAGGAGUAUUCAGAACCCUUCCAGCCAUCCUGCAGCCAGUCUUAUAGCCCAGAUCAUAGGGAAAAGAAGUCCAAAAGGUAUCCUAGGCCUGAGAGAGUCCAUGAGACUUACAGCUAUAGCGGCCACGAGGGGAAGGGUUGGGGCAGAUCUUCCCCAGUGCUCUCUUCAGAUCAGGAGUAUUCGGACUGUGGACAGGCUGGGUCACCUGAGCCAAGUGAGAGCCCUCAGGACAUGUACACAGACCCUUAUGCCUCUGAGGAGCAGGAAGAACCAACAGUAUUUCAUCGGAAAGCCAGUAAAGGCCACAGCUUUCAGGAGAAGCUGCAGGGGGGCCGGGAAAGGAACCCUGGUGAGUUCCAUGACAAAGGGAAUGUGAGUCGAAGCAAAGAUCAUAAGUCUCACAAGAAGCAGCGACUUGAUGGCAGAGAGGAGGACAGGAGCUCUGCCUUCAGCCCAGAACGAUUGCACAAAACCUCUUUGAAAGAGCAGCUCCAAGAGGCCCCCGUGGCAUGGGGCAGCAAGGAGAAGCAGAGGAUGUCAGAUGGCAGCAAGAAGGAGAAGAACCGAGAGAGUGGUGCUUCCAGAAAGGAGAAGCUGCCCAUGGUGCCGCACGCAGGGGAGGCUUUGGACAACCACGUUAAGAAGCAGAAACAUCGGGACUCUGAGAAAGGCAAAUUGGAAAAGCCCAAGUUGAGCUUGGAGCCCUCGAACUCUGAGCGGGAGAAACGAAAAGCUGAGAGUGACUCCUCAAACAGGGUUAAAGAGAAGGGGAUUUCUGGGAGCUUAAAAUCUGCAGAGGGGAAGCGCAAAGCCUCUGACCCAGACAGAAAGUCUGUGGGCUUCUCCUCCAGCUUUGGGGAGGGGGAAGUGGAGGAUGAGUUUGAACAACCAACGAUGUCCUUUGAGUCGUACCUCAGCUACGACCAGCCCCAAAAGAAGAAGAAGAAAGUGGUCAAACCUUCUGGACCAGCUGGGGAGAAAGACCGAGGGCACAGCAAACAGAACGGAUCCAAAGCCAGCACCAACAGCUCGAGCUCGAGUCGGAAAAGUCCAAGCCACAAGCGAACAAGUGAGAAGAAAGCAGAGAAGAAAGUACCAGAGUCUCCUAAACCAAAGAGGAUACUUUUAGAUGUGGUACCAACGUUACCAGAGAUCCCACUGCCUCCAAUCCAGGCCAAUUACCGCCCUCUUCCUUCAAUCGAGUCCAUUACCUGCUCCCAGACCAAAAGGAAAGCAGUGUCCUCGCCGGUUGAAGAGAGUGAAGCGGGUUUCACAGGGCGCCGGUUGAAUUCAAAGAUGCAAGUGUAUUCAGGCUCUAAAACUGCCUACCUCCCCAAGAUGAUGUCUCUGUAUCAGCAGUGCAUCAGAGUCCUCAGUAACAACAUUGACUCAAUCUAUGAAGUGGGUGGUGUCCCUUUCUCGGUGCUGGAGCCAGUAUUGGAGAGAUGCACCCCAGAGCAGCUGUACCGCAUUGAGGAAUGUAACCAUGUCCUCAUCGAGGAUACGGAUCAACUGUGGCACAAUCACUGUCUGCGAGACUUCAAGAACGAGAAGCCAGAGGAGUUUGAGUCCUGGCGGGAGAUGUACCUGCGCCUGCACGACGCGCGGGAGCAGCGGCUGCUCAUGUUGGCGCGGAACAUCGGCUCCGCUCAUGCCAACAAACCCAAAGGUAGAGUGGCCAAAAUGGCAUUUGUGAACUCUGCAGCAAAGCCCCCUCGGGAUGUACGAAGGAGACAAGAGAAGUUUGGAACUGGAGGACCUCUGCUGCCGGAGAAGACAAAAAUAAAACCAGUCCUGUACACAUCUAGCAAAAGCCACACUCGUGUGAGUGAGGAGCAGUCCUAUGAUGGGCCCAGCACCAGCAGUGCCCAUUCUGUCCCAUCUUCAGGUAGCACCUUCUCCUCCUACGACCCCAAGAAACCACCAGUGAAGAAAAUUGCACCCAUGAUGGCAAAGACUAUCAAAGCUUUCAAAAACAGGUUCUCUCGGAGAUAAGCUUGCAGUGCAGAUCUGGGACUUGCCCUCUGGUGGGGAGUGGCACUGAAGGGGGAGAAGGUACUCACAGCCCUUUUCCUUGAACUCUUUGGAGGCUGCAGCUGCUGGGAGAAGCUUUGAUCUGCACAAGACAACAGCACAGUAUUUUAUCUUCUAUUCUGGUCCCUUUCUCAGUGUCAAGCCCCCUCUUUUCCACCUGCCCUUAACAUCCUGUUUCUGGCUUUGUUGUCCGUCAAAAGGAGGGUGUACAAAACCUCCCGACACAAGAAAAUGUGAAGUCUUGGCACCUGCUGAGAGUGGAAGAUCAGAGACUAUUUACUAUUUAACCUCUUCAUAAAUUAUAAAAUGGUUUUAAUUAAUAUUUUGCCCCCUCUCCCACUGGUAUUUAUGUUGCUCCCAGGAGUCUUCCCCCUCCUGAUGCAGUGCGAGGGUCAGCCUCUCUGUGGCUCCAUCUGGCCGAGUGGACACUGGGUGUCCUUCCUUGUGAUCUGGCACCUCCUGGGCUCCCUGGGACAGGCAGCACCCAUCUGCUCACUGCUCUUUUGGCAAGUGUGUCAAGUCCUGAGGCUUUGCUCUCUGCUUGUGUCUCUUAAUCUUUGCUCUUGACCUUCUCUCUGCUGUUACUGUAGAUCUUGUCCGGAUGCUUACAUUGUUGUGCAGGGAUGCCAAGAGCCACUGGGGACUUUUUCCUCUGCUGCUGCUGUUGUCUUCUGCUGGGAAUAAAACUACAAAGGGCUUGGGGAGAAAUCUUCCUGUGCACCAAGUCAGAUUUUAACGUCUUUUUCCUUUAUUUUUACUCCUUUUAAUUGAGAAGGUUACAGGGGACUUGGCCUCUGGAAUUGGAAGCAGUUUUUAAAGAUCAAUGAAGGCAUCAAUUUGCCUCUUUUAGUAGGAAGAAGGAAUAUUUUUAUCACGUUUCCUGUGUGCAAUUGGGAAGGAUUUAUUUCCAUUUUAAAUCCUGGCUAUUCCCUGUAUGUCUGCCCCCACUUUGGAAAAAGCAAGGGUUUUAGUCUUGGAACCUAAACCCACUUGCAUAGUGUUGGAGGGAAGUGAAUAACGGAACGCGGUUUGUGUUUAACGUGUGUAUGAGUGGUAGCAGGAGUUGAGGAAGGGGUUGUACCUGGUGUCUGAGGGGCUGGAGCUCUGUGGCCCCUGGGUGUGGGCCGUUGAGCCUGAUUGUGGUGAAUGCUUCCACUUUUGGGUUACAAAAAUGACCUCACCAGAGGUGGUGUGAGCAGGGGAUGGAGCUGGGCAGACCCAGGUGGUGCAGGGGCAGGCGGCAGCACUGUCAGGGCUCAGAGAUCCGACUGAGUCAGAAAGGGGAGAGGUUCUCCUGGUCCAAGCCAUAUUUGCUGCCCUGGGAUUGUGCUGUCGAGGUGGAAAAGGUGUCGAUGGUGGAUGCUGUUGCUGCUGGCUUUGUGUGGCUGCCAAAUGCUGAACCAGUGGAGUUGUCUGUGCACUGACUGGGGCACCUUGCUGUGCUCCCCAUAGGGCUCUAGAAAAAUCCCUGUAUGCUUCUGGUUUCUGUUGGAUCCUGUGUUUGCUUUCCUCCUUUUUUGUCUUUCUUUAAACCCAUUCUGCACACUUGCCUCUUUGUUUGGGCUUUCCUUUCCUUAUUUUGAAGGUCUUGGAAAAAUGUUCUCAGACUCUCACGUGCUGUAAGUUGGUUACAGUCCCAGAUGCUUUAACGUUCCCGUGCAGCAUUUCAGUGUGUGUUGUGCUGUAAAAUAAUGGCUCCUUACUCUUGCAUUUUUGCUGUAUUUAAUUUUGCUGUAUUUUUAAUUAGAUAACAAUAUAUUAUCUUCUGCUGACCGUUGUGCUACCGUUUAUUUCUCCUCUGUACUUUGGGUUAGGGGCAGAGGGGGAGGGAAGUGGAGUCUGGUGUCAUGGCCAGACCCUAAGGGAGCCUUGAGCAGAGGAGGUGGGCAUUGCUAAACUGCCCCUUGAUGAACACUACAGGAGCCACUCGGAUGUGAUACUGCCCAAAGCAUUGCUGGUACAGGGUGAUGCCCCUUCCCUCUCAACCCUGGGCUUUGCUGCCUGUGUCUCUGUGUUGCAGCUUGGCUGGAUGGCAGGGAGGGGGCCAGAACUGAGGUAGGUGCCCGGGGUGUUACUUGUGCAAUUCCCAUGUGCUCCACACACACACACACGCAUACGAAGGACCGGAGCAGAGCUGCCUCUUCCCCCUUCGCCACGCCGCGGGCAGGAGCGGGGUGACUUUGACUUGCAUUUGUAUUUUGGUCCCUAACUGUGUACAUACACUUUUCUAUGUUCCCUUUUUUUUGUGGUAACUAAGAUGAAUAUUUUAAUUAGAUAAGUUAUAUGAAAAGCCGAAAAUCAUGUCUCAAUAAAAGCCAAACACUGGA